Bradysia coprophila is the source of this 1206-nucleotide messenger RNA. RefSeq lists its product as uncharacterized. The record is from RefSeq and is a predicted model, not a curated record. Gene Ontology annotation, cellular component: extracellular region. Lineage: Eukaryota; Metazoa; Arthropoda; Insecta; Diptera; Sciaridae. Gene Ontology annotation, molecular function: chitin binding.
AUUAAAACCAGAAAGAAAUAUUUUGCACAGCAUAUUGAUAAGGGGAUACCAAUCGAAUGGUAUUUUAACAGAGUACGUUGAGCAAACACAAUCACUUCGAACCAAAUAUUUGACGAACGAACAGCAGGAUGAUUACACAAUCACUGUUCGUUGUAGCUUGUCUAGCUAUAUACGUUCGAGCUCAGCAGCCAUGUCUGCACGCUCCUCAAAAUCCACACAGCUUUGCUGCGUCGCCACGUUCGUGUGCCCAUUAUAUCAUAUGCAUGGGUGGCAACGUCAUUGAUAAUCCAGAACAACAAUGUGGACCGGGACAUAAUUUCGAUCCACCAACUCAGACAUGUGGUCAGACUUCUUGUAUGGAAUGUUCACCAUUCGGAAUACAAAAUCUACCACAUCCAGAUGAUUGUUAUCAAUACAUUGAGUGCAUAUUGGGACACAGGCGCAUUGUGACAUGUCCAAAUGGUUUAAUGUUUGAUAGAACCGUAGGACAAUGCAAUGAACCGCAUCUGGUUCAAUGUCCAUAUGAUCCAUUUCCAACGGACCCAUGGCCAACAGAUCCGUGGCCAACAGACCCAUGGCCAACAGAUCCAUGGCCAACGGACCCAUGGCCUACAGAUCCAUGGCCAACGGAUCCUCCAGGUGGCGCAGAACCAGUUUGUAGAGGACAAGUUUUCCAUGCACAUCCCACCGAUUGUACUCGAUUCUUUAUGUGCCUGGAUGAAGUCUUAUGGACUCAUCAAUGUCCGAGUGAUUUACAUUGGAAUCAGCUUAUUAAUGCUUGUGACUUCCCCGAAUACGCUCGUUGUCUCAGUGGUGGAGGUGGAGGAACGACAACUACAGAUCCACCGCUAUUUCCACCGGAUCCAGAAUAUCCAAUAUAUCCCACGGAUCCCCCACUGGAUCCUCCAGAAGAUGAAUAUCAGCCAUGGUCAUUACCAGCCCUUUUACCACCCAGAAAAUAAUUAAUUGAAACCGGGACGUGGUUAGUGUUUCAAAUGGAGCACGCAUAGAACAUAAAACUACAAUUUUACUGAUACAAAUAUUUGCAAUAAGAAAUGGAAGGAUAUGGAACAAUUUUCAAUUUAGGGUGACAACAAUUAUGUAAUCAAAUUCUGUUUUUUUUUAUAAUCGAUUAAAUGGGUGUAAGGUAAGGAUAUAUAAUACUUUUUGUACUCUGCGAAUAAAUCAUAGCUAACGAAUAUUUAA